Messenger RNA from Chanos chanos (milkfish), 1161 nucleotides. RefSeq names its product jumonji domain containing 7 (gene jmjd7). The record is from RefSeq and is a predicted model, not a curated record. The transcript has 8 exons. Bases 161 to 1108 code for a protein of 315 amino acids. NCBI's taxonomy places the organism in Eukaryota, Metazoa, Chordata, Actinopteri, Gonorynchiformes, Chanidae.
UAGCACUUGACUGCGCUUAACCUCGCAUAUAACUAUUUUAGAAUUGCAUUUUAUGUAGAUGUAAGUUGCCUCAUGGCUUAAAAAUGUGUAAGUUGUUCAAAACAGUUACUUAGCUAGCUAUCCUCUGCUUGUCUUCAUACAUAGUUUUUAUUAACAUGUCAUGGCGGGUAAUAUGGAUAAAGUGAAGAAAUGCUUGAAAGAUUUCCCUAAAGAAGCGCGUGAGCUCUAUUUAAACGACGCGGUGCCGUAUUUAGAUGGACCCCCGUCUCCGCUGGAAUUCUUGCGAGAAUGGAUCUCUCCUAAUAAGCCCUGUAUUAUACGCAACGCCUUUAAUGACUGGCCUGCUUUGUCUAAAUGGAACUCCUCAUACCUCAGGGACGCGGUUGGCUCGAAGGUUAUCAGUGUGGCCGUCACUCCCAACGGCUAUGCAGACGCAGUGAAUGGUGAUCGUUUUGUGAUGCCAGAGGAGCGACAGAUGACGUUCUCUUCGUUGUUGGACAUUGUGGAGGGAAAGACGAAGAGCGCGGCAGUGUUCUACGUGCAAAAGCAGUGCUCCAAUCUCACUGAGGAGCUGCCUGAGCUGAUUGGAGAUGUGCAACCCAACAUCCCCUGGAUGAGUGAAGCCAUUGGUAAAUUACCUGAUGCUGUCAAUUUCUGGCUGGGAGAAGAAAAUGCUGUCACGUCCAUGCAUAAAGACCACUAUGAGAACUUAUACUGUGUAAUCUCGGGGGAGAAGAAGUUCAUCCUCCUUCCUCCAUCUGACAGGCCAUUCAUACCGUACGAGCAUUAUCAGCCAGCCACAUACAGAGAGAGGCCGGACGGCAUCUUUGAGAUAGUGGACGAAGAGGAUGCCGACAAGGUGCCCUGGAUCCCACUGGAUCCAUUAUACCCAGACCUGGAGCGUUACCCUUCGUACAGAUUAGCACGGCCGCUCCACUGCACUGUGAAAGCGGGGGAGAUGCUGUACCUCCCCUCGCUCUGGUUCCACCACGUCCGGCAGUCUCACGGAUGCAUAGCAGUGAAUUUCUGGUAUGACAUGGAGUAUGACAUCAAGUACAACUAUUUCCAGCUGCUGGAGUCUCUGAGUGGAGCAGUGGGCACGCUGUGAUGCGGUGACUGUAUAGACACUUUCAGGUCACGUCUCAGAUUUCCCCCAGUGGG